AGAAUCUUUGAUGAAACAUCGUCUGCUUCUUCGCAAGGCAAAUAUAUUGUUGUUCAUCUAAUUUACACAAUAUAAACGAUAAAGUGAAAUAGACGGUUAAUUUUUUCCUUGCAUUUCUUAUCAGUGACCUUUGAACUUACAUUUUAAACGAUUUGCAGAGGAAUUUCUACCUUCUAUCGCGGAUUCUUCUUGUGUAAAUAAAAAUAAGUAAUCUUAAGGCAAUUUAAUCUUAUAAUUGUUUAAUGUGUGUGUACAAUGCAUGUAUGAUCUGGGAUGAAUGAAGCCAAAGAUUGAUAAAGCAUUUUUAGAAUCUUAAGUUCCUUUGGGAUUUUCAAACAACGUCCGGAAUUGAGCAAGUUUUUUCAGAAAGGAAUCAAUUGAAUCUAAAGCAUGUUUUCGAGGAUACUUGAGGUAAAGCACUCCUUUAUCAGAACGACAAUUCCGAUAACAAAUCGGUCAAUGAGCACAAUAAAAGAAUUGGCUUUUGUUAACGGAAAAUGGAUCAGCGCAAAGAACAAAGCUACUUUUCCUGUUUAUAAUCCUGUUGAUGGCCAAAUAAUCGGUCAUGUUCCGGAAAUGGAUGCUUCCGAUACUCGAGAAGCAAUUGAUGCUGCUCACGAUUCUUUUCAAUCUUAUCGAAAAACGACUGCCAAGGAACGAAGUGACCUUUUGCGUUCUUGGUAUAAUUUAUUGGUGAAACAUUCUGAAGAUUUAGCCACCAUCUUAACCAAAGAAAACGGGAAAUCCUUGAACGAAUCCCGAGCAGAAAUUCGAUACGGAAAUUCGUUCAUUGAGUGGUAUGCCGAAGAAGCAAGGCGAGUCAACGGAGAAGUACUUCAGGCUCCCGUCCGCAAUCGAGAAAUGCUUUUGCUCAAACAACCCGUUGGAGUUGCAGGUUUCAUCACACCCUGGAAUUUCCCUCAAGCGAUGAUAGCUCGAAAAGCUGGACCAGCCUUGGCGGCUGGUUGCACUUGUGUCGUGAAACCCGCAGGAGACACUCCUUUCACGGCUCUAGCGAUGGCCGAAUUGGCUGAAAAGGCUGGUUUCCCACCUGGCACUAUCAACGUGAUAACCUCGAGUGUCACAAACUCCGUCGAAGUCGGCAAAGAAAUCUGCAGCAAUCCGAAAGUCCGGAUUCUCUCAUUCACCGGGUCGACUCAGGUCGGAAAAUUGCUCUACAAGCAAUGUGCCUCGACGAUGAAACGCCUGAGUCUCGAAUUGGGUGGAAAUGCACCCUACGUCGUUUUCAAUUCCGCUGAUCUUGACUUGGCGGUCGCUGGAGCAAUGGCUAGUAAAUUCCGCAACACUGGACAAACUUGCGUCUCGUCCAAUCGAUUUUUCGUCCAGGAGGGAGUAUUCGAGAAGUUCACGGAGAAAUUCUUGGAGAGGAUCAAUUCCGAAAUCAAACUGGGGGAUGGACUGAAGGAGGGAGUGACUAACGGGCCUCUGAUUAACGAAAAUCAGUUGCAGAUUGUGAAAGAUCUCGUGGAAGAUGCUGUUAAGAAGGGAGCGAAGCUCCACUGCGGCGGAAAAGUUCUCGAGAAUUUGGGGCCUCUUUUUUAUGCUCCUACAUUAUUGACGGACGUUACGAAGGAGAUGGAUAUUUACAAGAGGGAAAUCUUCGGACCGGUUGCUGUUAUUCAUAAAUUUAAGAGUGAAGAUGAUGCUCUGAGGGAAGCGAAUGAUGUGAAUGUUGGACUUGCUGGUUAUUUUUAUUCGAGGGACAUUUCCCAGGUCUUCAGGGUGGCGAGGAAAAUGGAGGUUGGCAUGGUUGGGGUUAAUGAAGGUUUAAUUUCUUGCGCUGAAGCUGCUUUUGGAGGCAUUAAAGAAUCUGGAUUGGGAAGAGAAGGUUCUAGUCACGGAAUGGAAGAAUACUUUGAUAUCAAGUACGUUUGUAUUGGAAACGUCGAAAAUUCAAAUUUUAUAAAUUAA
Molecule: messenger RNA, 1932 nt
Organism: Belonocnema kinseyi
Lineage: Eukaryota; Metazoa; Arthropoda; Insecta; Hymenoptera; Cynipidae
Gene: Ssadh
Product: succinate-semialdehyde dehydrogenase [NADP(+)] GabD
Exons: 4
Coding region: 391-1932 (513 amino acids)
Biological process (GO): GABA catabolic process
Molecular function (GO): succinate-semialdehyde dehydrogenase (NAD+) activity
Source: RefSeq, a predicted model, not a curated record